Messenger RNA from Aspergillus nidulans FGSC A4, 2373 nucleotides. RefSeq names its product class I SAM-dependent methyltransferase. Lineage: Eukaryota; Fungi; Ascomycota; Eurotiomycetes; Eurotiales; Aspergillaceae. The record is from RefSeq and is a predicted model, not a curated record. Bases 1 to 2373 code for a protein of 790 amino acids. The transcript has 8 exons.
AUGAGCUCUCUUGCCAGUGGCCCAGCCGGGUUCCUUCUGAGCGGCUUCGACCGUCACUAUGCGUCCAUUGCGGGCGCUGCUUUCUUCGUCUGCGCGCUUGUCGCAGUUGUCCUCGUCGUGGCGUCGCAGAAGCGCAACAAGGUCGAUAACAAUAGCGGGAUUUCCGUCUACCUCAGGUUCAUCUAUGCCAGCUUCCUGAAACCCCAUGAUAAAGGAUGUCAAUUGACUGCUCCCCAGGCUACUGUUUACGACGCUACCCGGAAGCGCCUUCUACGUGGUCGGGAGGAUAUGCUUGGUCUUGUUGCCGCUCAGCUCAAGUACAAGGUCGAGAACAAGGAGCUUCGGAAAGGCAAGGCGAUCUGGGUCGAUAUUGGUGGCGGUACCGGCUCUAGAUACAAUAUCGAGGCUAUGGCCGAGUUCGUGCCCGUUCCCGAAUUCUUCUCUCAUGUCUACCUUGUCGAUCUUUCUCCUUCUCUGCUUGAGGUAGCUCGCCAGCGGUUCGAACGACUAGGAUGGAAGAAUGUCACUGUCGUUUGCCAGGACGCACGCGCCUUCCAAUUGCCAGAGGACCAUAUUGAUCCUCUAAAGAGCGUAGGAGCCGGUGCUGAUCUGGUCACAAUGAGUUAUAGCCUGUCAAUGAUUCCAGUCCAAAGCAUUGUCGAUGUCUCCUCCAGGAACUAUAUUGGCGGUGUCUUUAACCGACAUGUUAACUGGCUGGGUCGUGCGUUCUGGCGCGCUUGGUUUGAGGCAGACCGUGUGAACCUCGAUGCCGCUCGCCGAGACUAUUUGGAAUAUCGGUUUGGAACUGUCAUUUCUGCUAGUGAGCGUAACUACUUACUCGGAGGCAUCCCUUACUACAUCUUCAUUGGCCGCCAGAAAGACAUCUACCCGAAUCAGGCCAGCCGUGAGGCCAUAGAAAAGUUGGACGCUUCUUUCACAGAAUCGCCUUAUCUCUCUCCAGCAAACCAUCGCGAGGAGAUGAAUAACGCAAUCAUCCAGAGCACACAAGAGAUUCACUCUAAAGCGUAUGAGUCGGCCGUCGUCAACCUGAGCGCCAACCUUCCCCUGCCUGCUGCCUUCUAUCAAAACCACCAUUACCGCAUCUUCUAUAAUGAUCUCCUCCCGAAACACACUCAAUUCAAGAAUGAGUACAUCUAUGCCUUCAACUGGGAGGACCCUCGGGUUGACCACAGACUACUCAACAUAAAGCGCGACGACGUUAUACUGGCUAUCACAAGUGCUGGUGACAACAUCCUAGACUAUCUGCAGAAGAGCCCGCGCCGCGUGCACGCCGUUGACUUGAACCCCAACCAGAACCACCUCAUCGAGCUCAAGGUUGCAAGCUUCAUCGCCCUCGGUCACCGUGAUGUUUGGAAAAUCUUCGGCGAAGGAAAGCAUCCCGAGUUCCGGAACCUUUUGAUUUCCCGUCUGAGCCCUCACCUAUCAAGUCAGGCUUUCCAGUAUUGGCUUGAACACAGUCAUGUCUUCACCUCAUCUUCUGGCCGAGGACUCUAUGAGACCGGCGGUUCUCGCCACGCCAUCAAGAUGAUCCGCUACAUCUUCAAAGUCUUCGGUCUGGAGGGCCAGGUGAAAAAGCUCUGCGAGGCCCAGACCCUAGCUGAACAGCGUCAGAUCUGGCCGCGGAUCAGGGCCGUUCUGUUGAGCAAGCCCCUUCACUGGGCGGUGGUGAGCACUGAAUGGUUUGCCUGGAAAGCCGCGGGCGUUCCUCGGAAUCAGCGAAACAUGAUUGUGGAGGAUUAUUUCAAGCGCAAUGGUCUCACAAAAGAUAUGAAGAACGCCAAAGACAUCAGCGGCAAGUCGAUCUGGGAAUACGUCGUGGAUACAUUAGACCCUGUUGUCCAUGAAACCAUGAUCAGCAACGACAACUACUUCUACUACCUUUGCCUGAAAGGUCAAUUCUCCAAAAGAUGCGCUCCCGCCUACCUCUCACCCCAAGCCCACGUCAAACUAUCAUCGCCGGGCGCCUUCGACGGCCUGCGCAUCCAUACGGACGAGAUCAACGAAGUUAUUGGGCGUAUCACGCCUCGAAGUCUCACUAUCGCCGUGAUUAUGGACUCAAUGGACUGGUUCGACCCAGAGGGCACCGAAGCCACCGCGCAAGCCCAGAAAUUUAACCAAGCCCUCAAGAUGGAUGGCCGCAUCCUCCUCCGCUCCGCUAGUAUCGAGCCCUGGUACAUCAAGAACUUCGAAGAGAACGGCUUCUCGGCGAGGCGUGUUGGCGCUCGCUUCUCGGGUACUUGCAUUGACCGUGUGAACAUGUACGCCUCAACCUGGAUCUGCACAAAGACCAGGGAACUCCAACGCCCAACGCAAGAUAGGCGGUCGAAUAGCGUCGAGUAUCUUGAGAUCUAG